AGGCAUUGCCAACCAAAACCUUAGCUCCGCAAAAUGAGAAAGUUACUGGACACAAACAGCGGAAGGAACGAGUCACAGUAGCUUUUUGUGCAAAUGCAAGUGGGACCCACAAAUUAACGCCGUUAGUUGUUAAUAAAUACAAAAAACCUAGAGCGUUAAGAAAUAUAAUGGAUAAUUUACCAGUCAUAUAUAAAUUCCAAAAAAAUGCUUGGAUGACUCGCGAGUUAUUCGCAGAUUGGUACGAUAAUCAUUUUAAACCAAGCGUCCGGAAUUUUCAGUUAGAAAACGGGAUUUUAGGAAAAACAAUUUUAUUACUUGACAACUGUUCGGGACAUAAAAUGCCAGAAAAUUACUCAGAGGAUGAGAAUUUUGUGAUAAUGUAUUUGCCGCCAAAUACAACGUCAGAGUUAUUACGAAGUUCCCAUCAAAACGAAAAAAGAUUGUCAUUGGAAAUGGCAGUUGAAGAACCAAGUGAUGUGGACAAUAGGGAAACCAAUGAAGAAGCGGACAAUAAUGCAGAAGAGGAAGCAAAAGAAAAGGGUAAUGAAGAUGACCAGUCGCCAGAAGACAGUGGCAUAAAAUUAAAUGCCGAAGAAAGAAACGAAUUAAAUUUAUUAUUUGGGACAUUAGAAAAUUAAGUACCGCGGAUGCCACCAUCAGCCCGACUACAAGUUCAGUCAUUGAAAAUGACCCUUUUAGGAAGUAAGAAAUAAAACGAAGAUGCAGACGAAAAUUUCUAGAAAGGUAACAGCAUUAAUUACAGGUAAGUGUUAACAUUACAUUUUUUACAUUAAUAGUUAAUUGUAUUAAAUAUUAAGACACAAUGUACAUAUUGCAUAAAAACAGCGUGUGGUGCAAGAUUUUCUUUUUUACUGCUCCAAUUCCAACGGAUAAUGUUAGGAAUUCGUAUCCCUCUUGGGGCCCCCGCAUGCGCCGGGGAAGGACCCCCGUGGGGGUUUUAGUGGGUAAAAAUCCCACAUUACCCCGUGCCCUUUCCCAAGGGUGCGGGAUAUUUUUGGAAGAUUUC
Messenger RNA from Megachile rotundata (alfalfa leafcutting bee), 1027 nucleotides. Its product is annotated as tigger transposable element-derived protein 7-like. The record is from RefSeq and is a predicted model, not a curated record. Lineage: Eukaryota; Metazoa; Arthropoda; Insecta; Hymenoptera; Megachilidae.